AUGGCCACCGACCUGAGAAUCGCCCAGGCAAUUGGGACGCUUGGCUGUGCAAUGGCAGCAAGCGGCAUUGCUACAUUGUCAAUCAUGAGCAUUCCCAAUAUCGUCCUUCCAGCCCGUCGCCCGCCCGGCACGACACUGCCAUUCCAGGAUACCCCAGGAACCUCGACCACUCACUUGACACAUCAGUGGCUUGAUCUGUAUGAGCGUGGCAGCAGGAUUUUCCCCGGUAUAUCCGCAGUAUCUUCACUCGCAAACCUCUAUGCGCUCUGGGUAUUGCGGGAUACUCCUACCCCUGCCCCUGGUUUCGUUGGAUCCAGCUGGUCCGCAUGCUAUCUGCUUGCUGUGGGAGUGACGAUGAGCAUUGCACCUUUUACCUUGACAGUGAUGAAGAAGACGAAUGCCAAGCUGAAGGCUCAUGCAAAGCGCGAUGAUGCGUCUGGCGCCGAGGGUACUGAGGGCAUGGUGGUUAGUGCGCAGGAGAAGGCGAAGCGUGGUAGGGAUGAUAGCGAGGUGGUUGAACUUUUGCAGCAUUGGUCGAAGUUGAAUUUGAUCAGGGCUACGCUUCCACUUGUUGGAGCUGGUCUUGGGUUCUACGCUGCUGUUUCUAGCUGGGCAAUUCCUUGA
Molecule: messenger RNA, 624 nt
Organism: Penicillium robsamsonii
Lineage: Eukaryota; Fungi; Ascomycota; Eurotiomycetes; Eurotiales; Aspergillaceae
Product: anthrone oxygenase family protein
Exons: 2
Coding region: 1-624 (207 amino acids)
Source: RefSeq, a predicted model, not a curated record